Aedes albopictus (Asian tiger mosquito) is the source of this 786-nucleotide messenger RNA. RefSeq names its product CLIP domain-containing serine protease B15-like. Gene Ontology annotation, biological process: proteolysis. Gene Ontology annotation, molecular function: serine-type endopeptidase activity. The record is from RefSeq and is a predicted model, not a curated record. The coding region runs from base 3 to 731 and encodes 242 amino acids. NCBI's taxonomy places the organism in Eukaryota, Metazoa, Arthropoda, Insecta, Diptera, Culicidae. The transcript is spliced from 4 exons.
CCAUGGGCCGGGGUUGUUCUGCACAAAGCAAAAUUGGAAAAUUCAAAGUGCAAUGCGGUUGUGCGUUAGUUCAUCAUCGGUGGGUGCUGACAGCGGCGUACUGUAUCACCGGAGUUUCGAGAAAGCUAUCUGUACAUAGCGUGCGGUUUAAUGAAUGGAAUACGAAGAGGAAGGCCAACUGUGCUGGUCAGGACGAUGCUGAAAGAUGCCGAGCGAAAUAUGAAAUAGAGAAACAAUUCCCACAUCCGUCAUACUCGAUUAGCAAUCCAAGCAAGAGGCACGACAUUGGUUUACUGAAAACAAAAGUUAAUGUAGAAUUUACCGAGUUCGUGACACCAAUAUGUUUGCCAUUCAGUGAAACUUUUCGGGAUCUUCGCAUUGAAGGCGAUUAUUUCACUGUUACUGGUUGGGGACAAACAGAUCAAAAAACACCUGGUUUGCAAAGACAUGCAACUAUAAGAGGACAGACCCACCUUGUCUGUGAUGCUGCGUUCAAAUCACAACUAGUUAGUCUCGCGAAGGGACAAAUUUGUGCCGGAGAAGCAGAAGGUCAGGGUUUUUGCCGGACAGAUCCUGGGUCACCUUUGAUAUUCGAAGACGAAUGGCCAAAGCACAUCCUAGGUGUCUUCAGCUUCGGAGCGGCGGAAUGCGGCAGCAAGAGCAACCCAGGAGUUUUCACAAACGUAGUUGAAUAUUUGGAUUGGAUCGAAGACGUAAUGUUAGGAAACUGAAAUCAUAUAACCUCUCCACGUUGAAUUGCUAACAACUACAGAAACUCGUAUACAA